Molecule: messenger RNA, 402 nt
Organism: Diospyros lotus (date-plum)
Lineage: Eukaryota; Viridiplantae; Streptophyta; Magnoliopsida; Ericales; Ebenaceae
Product: LOB domain-containing protein 16-like
Exons: 2
Coding region: 1-402 (133 amino acids)
Biological process (GO): hormone-mediated signaling pathway; positive regulation of DNA-templated transcription
Cellular component (GO): nucleus
Source: RefSeq, a predicted model, not a curated record
AUGCCAUGGGGCAACAUACCAAGGCCCCGGUCUCGAUGCGGUGCCUGCGUAGUCUUAAAUAGAGGAUGUAAUUCACAGUGUAUCUUUGCUCCUUACUUUCAUGGUGAGGAUGGUAUUGCUCGUUUUGUCGCUAUCUGCGAUAUUUUUACUGUUAAGAAUGUUGUCAACAUCCUAGCUCCGCUUCCGGUCAGCGACCGAUUUUGGGCUUCUGAUACACUCCUCUUUGAAGCUCAAGCCCGGCUUCAAGAUCCUGUCUAUGGCUAUGUAUCUCACAUUCUUGCCCUUCAGCAGCAGGCUGCUCUUCCACCUUACCCUGGUGAAGCCAGCAGUAGCCAGAUGCCACCCCCAGAUGACAUCAAUGAGCUGGGAGCUGUUGUGUUUGGCAACCGUUGUCCUCACUGA